Messenger RNA from Nannizzia gypsea CBS 118893, 2898 nucleotides. RefSeq lists its product as hypothetical. The transcript is spliced from 2 exons. The record is from RefSeq and is a predicted model, not a curated record. The coding region runs from base 1 to 2898 and encodes 965 amino acids. NCBI's taxonomy places the organism in Eukaryota, Fungi, Ascomycota, Eurotiomycetes, Onygenales, Arthrodermataceae. Gene Ontology annotation, molecular function: protein binding.
AUGAGUGAGUUACCGCUUGCGGGUCCAGCCCCUCAGAAUAACCGCAAUGACAGCCACGCCAGUGUCCCUACAUCCAUCCAGAACUUCGGCAGCGGCCCCCAAUACACCAAUACCUCUGGACCCCAGUAUAAUAAUACGGCAGGCGGCACGCAAAUAACCGGUGACAAUCAUAUUACUGCUGAAUACAACCAGAACUACGGCGGCUUGCAACUCAACGGUGGCCAUCAGUCUUCCCAGUAUGUUGUAAUAGGAAGUAUCACGCAAAUAUUUAAUGCCAAUCCGCCUCCAGAUAACCAAAACACUCCAGAGGAUAAAAAUGCAAAAAAUGCCAGCCUAGACCUUUGUCUUCAAUCGCUGGCCUUUGAACAAAUGGAAAAUCGACGUAUGGAAAUCAAAACUGGCGCCAAGGGAACAUGCGAGUGGCUAUUUCAACAUAAGACGUAUAAGGCCUGGGCUACUUCUGAUCGUGAUCUACUUUGGAUCAAGGGGAAGCCCGGCUCCGGAAAGUCGACUUUACUGCACUACGUUCUCGAGAAAGCGUUCAAUACCCGCAGCAAUGAUACCAUAAUCCUCUCCUUCUUUUUCCACGGCCGCGGUAGUGAGCUCCAAAAGUCACCACUCGGCUUCUACCUUUCUCUCCUCUAUCAGCUCCUCUGCGAAAUUCCCGGUGCUUUUCCUGAACUCCUUAGUACCUUUGAAACGCGGUGCAGUAAGAGGGGUAUACCGAAUAAAGAUUGGAAGUGGCAUGAAAAGGAAUUACUGUAUUUCUUCGAGUCCUCACUCCCAGUGGUCUUGAAAAGCCGCCCAGUCUGCCUAUUUGUCGAUGCGCUGGACGAAUGUGGGGAGAAUGCUGCGGUUGAUUUGGCAAAAAAAUUCAAUUCCUGGUUCAAAGAUCUCUCAUCUGAUGGUUUACCAUUUCAUAUCUACUUUACCUGCCGUCACUAUCCUAUUGUGGCCUUUGAAUGUAGGUCCCAAAUUUGUGUUGAGGAAGAAAACGCAAAGGAUAUUUCGAUCUACGUGCACUCCACGCUUCCUAAUAUUCCAGGCCCAGUUCAAGAUAUGAUAGUCAAGCGUGCCUCUGGCGUUUUUAUGUGGGCACGUCUUGUAGCCACUCGCAUUAUUGAACGUGAUAUUGACAGGUCUGUUGAUUGGGAAGGGGUUGACUGGCCGGAGGCUGGCUGGGAGAAGGUUGAAGAGAAAAUCGGGCGCAUUCCUAACGAACUCAGCGAUUUAUACAAACAACUUGUCGAGAGCAUAGAGGAUAAGCAGGAGGCCCUAAAACUAUUCCAAUGGGUCUGCUUUGCCAAACGACCCCUAUCUUUAGACGAGUUACGAUGGGUCAUGAUCGUUGACCCUAAACUUGACGGUCCACACAAGUUACUAAAAGAAUCAAAAGACGCGCCUGGCUUCCCACCUGAUAACGAGGGCAUGAAAAGGAGAUUUACGAGACUAAGUUGUGGCCUUGUGGAGGUUGUGCCACCAUCCAACAAGCCGGUUGUCCUGUUAUUCAACAAGCCGGUUGUGCAGUUCAUCCACCAGUCUGUCAAAGAUUUUUUCGUCGAGAGAGGACUAUUCAUGUUAGACAGUGGUGCGCGCUCGACCGAAAACCCAAAAAUUGUGGUAGGAAACGCACACUAUCAACUGUUCAGAACCUGCAUAUGCCACUUUGCGAUAAAGAAGGUCACCCAGUCAAGCAGUACAGAUAUAUCCGACUUAGAGUCUCAGUUUCCGCUAUUACGUUACGCUGCGGAGUCAUGGAUGUUGCAUAUAUGUCAAAGUGACUCGCAUGAAUUCCCUCAAGAUAACCUGCUAGACUAUUUUGGCUGGCCCUCGGAGAACCUUGUGCAAACGUGGGAGCGAGUUUGCUUUUAUAUGGCUCCAAGUAUAAGUGUAACAGCAACACUAGGGAAAAGCCUACUGCAUGUAGUGUCGCAAUACCAGAUGAAAGGGCUACUACAAGCUAUCCUGGAAAGGAGGGCAGAUCAGCAUAACUUUGAUAUCAAUGUGAGAGAUGGCUGUGGCCACACUCCACUUAUACUGGCCUCUAAGCAUGGGCAUAUUGCUACUGUCCAGCUACUCCUUCACUCAGAUAAGGCUAAUAUUGAUGCAAAGGGGAAUAUCAACAGAAAGUGGCAUAUAAAGCCCUUUUCGAUGUUUCUUCCCGAUACCAACAAGGUGGAUAUUAAUGCAAAGGAUAACAAUGGCAUGACACCACUUAUAUCCGCCUCCCGGUAUGGGCAUGAGGCUAUAGUUAAGAUACUUCUUAACACAAAAAAGGUGGAUAUUAAUGCAAAGAAUAAGAAUAGUAUGACACCACUUAUAUCCGCCGCUUGUUAUGGGAACGAGGCUAUAGUUAAGGCACUUCUUAACACAAAGAAGGUAGAUGUUAAUGCAAAGGAUAAUUUGGAUCGGACAGCGCUUAUAUAUACUUCUAAGCGUGGGCAUGAGGCUAUAGUUAAGAUACUUCUUAACACAGGCCAAGCGGAUAUUAACGUAAAGGAUCAGUGGGGUCGAUCAGCCCUUAUAUAUGCUUCUGAGAGUGGGCAUACAGCUGUUGUUGAGAUACUUCUUAACACAGAUAAGGUAGAUAUUGAUGGAAAGGAUAAGAUGGACAUGACAGCCCUUAUACAUGCUUCUGAGCGUGGACAUGAGGUUAUGGUUAAGAUGCUUCUUAACACAUGCAAAGCGGAUAUUAAUGCAAAGGAUCAGUGGGGUAAAUCAGCCCUUAUGUAUGCUUCUGAUGGUGGGCAUACAGCUGUUGUUGAGAUACUUCUUAACACAGAUAAGGUGGAUGUUAACGCAAAGGAUCAGUGGGGUACAUCAGCCCUGAUGUAUGCUUCUAAAUAUGGGUAUAAAGCUAUUGUUGAGAUACUAGAGAAGGCAGGUGCAUUGGAUUAA